Messenger RNA from Nematostella vectensis (starlet sea anemone), 5597 nucleotides. Its product is annotated as adhesion G protein-coupled receptor A3. The transcript has 19 exons. Gene Ontology annotation, biological process: G protein-coupled receptor signaling pathway; cell surface receptor signaling pathway. Lineage: Eukaryota; Metazoa; Cnidaria; Anthozoa; Actiniaria; Edwardsiidae. Gene Ontology annotation, molecular function: protein binding; G protein-coupled receptor activity. The record is from RefSeq and is a predicted model, not a curated record. Gene Ontology annotation, cellular component: plasma membrane. Bases 288 to 5051 code for a protein of 1587 amino acids.
AAAGUUGAAAAUAUAUGGCACUUUUUACCUACCCCUCCUUCAAAAACUUUUGACAUCUACCCUUUGAUAUGUAAAUUCAUUUUUCCCCAGACUCAACCCUGCGUAGCCCUCCAUCGGAAAAUUGUUUACCAACGGCACAGUGAGAAACCUUUUCGGCAGCACAAGAUCCGAAUAGACCCUUUUAAAUCGCACUGAAGAAUUUGCGAUCAGUGUCUAGAUCUAUAAUGGGUCAAAAGAGACGCCGAAUCCAGAGAUAAUAAGCGGAGGUGUUUCAAGCAACAAGCGGCAUGUACUCGUUUGUAGGGGUUGCGCUGGUCUGUUGUCUCUUGUUUGGUUCGGUCCUUCACGCUCGGGGAUCAUGUCCAGUUGGCUGUGUAUGUGUCACAAGCAAAGGCGGUUCUAAGAUCACCGCGGAUUGUAGAAACCGAGGAUUCAAGGAGAUUAUGAAUAGCGAUUCACUCGUUAAUGUGACCAAAUUAGAUCUAUCCAACAACGACAUAACCGCGAUCAACAAUAAGGCUUUUGCCGGAAGAAAAACGCUAAAAGAAUUAUACUUAUCAAGAAACAAAAUUGCAAACAUUGAUCCUGGGGCAUUCAAUGGACUGGAAGCUCUCAACAAACUAGACUUAAGCAAUAAUGAGUUGACUGUACUGUCAGGACAAGUUUUCAAGGGACUUAGAAGUUUAAAAAAUCUUAUACUUCAAGGUAAUAAGCUGAACUUCAUCAAUGCAACAGUGUUCCCAGCCUUAAGAAGACUACGAAGAUUGAAUUUAUCAAAUAACAAGUUCAUCUCUAUACCAGAUGGAACCUUCAAAGCACUCAAUGCAUUGAAACAACUUGACUUGGGCUCGAAUGACUUACUGUGUGACUGCCAAAUGCAAUGGCUCCUCAAGUACAAACAGAGAAGAAAACUAAGCCUGAAGGGCAAAUGCCAGUACCCAAAAAGUCUGCAGUACACCAAAGUAUCUUCGCUCAAGCCAAAACAACUUCAGACAUGUGGAAAACUGGAGUUACCCUUCGAAUUCAAACCCAAGAAUGGUCUGGUCGGUAUCUAUGGUGACAGCAUUUCGCUGACGUGCAUGACCACUUGGAUUCCUGGACUAAAAAUUAACUGGUACAAAAACACCGGUCUUCUCAUCCCUGGCACCGAAGGCGUUCCCUGGAAAAUCACCUUCGAUACAGACUUCGAUGAAAACCGUGUGACGAGUAAAUUAAGCAUCGCCAAGCUAAACAACACAGACUCUGGUCUUUACCAGUGCAAUGUCUCCACCAAGGUCAACUUCAUCCUCGGAGAGGCUAGGAUCAAGGCCCUCGCCGGAAAUUCUAGGUUCUGCCCUGCGGAAGUCACUAAGACUUCUAAAGGGCAUUUCUAUUGGGAUAAUACGGACGUGGGCGUGGUGGCGCGACUCGAGUGCCCCGCGGGACACGCGCGGGAAUCUUUGCGUUCGGAUGCCAUGGCAACGCGGGAGUGCUCGUAUGGGGGCUGGCUUGCCGUGAAAGCAUCGAACUGUGCAUAUGACGAUAGAAUAACGCAGAGUUUAUAUGAAUUAAAACAGUUUGGCGUGAACAGGACGACAGUAUUGGGUGUUAGCUCGGGUCUCCUGAAUAUCACUUCGUUCGCAGCGCGCUUCACCACGCCCCAAGAUGUCAUCUACACAGCGCAGAUACUCAAAGGACUCGUGGCACACGCUAAUAGCAAUGAACUAAUCGCCAAAACUGUUGUAAGGAUCGUCAGUAAUACAAUGAACGCCAAAAGAGAACUCCUGGCCGCCGCGCAGUGGAAAGACAGGUCUUGCUCGAGCAUGAUUCUGACUGUAGAAGCCAUCAAUAAUUUUGAUGCGUCUUCCCUGCUCCAACUCACCACUACAAACAUCGGUGUCGCCAGCGUGCACGUCUUCCCAGCGGCGUUCCAAGGCAAGACAUGCGCAACGUUUUUUGACGAGAAGAGUAACGUCAAGUCUACGCUGUGUAGCCUCCCCUGGAGAAAUGUUACCGUGGGGACAUCACGGCCAUUAGAAGCAUCUGUUCAUCUUCCGCCGUACAUGUUCGGCAAACGAUCGACGACUCCGAUUGAUCGCCGAAAGCUUACGUUCACAGUGUACCGAAACAGUAACCUGUUUCCGAUCAUGCGUAAUGGUACGCUGGUAGAUGACCGGAGGCGAGUUGUGUCGAGUGUUGUUUGCCUGCGGAUCGCUACGGACGGACUUCCUGCACAAUUUGAAUUGCGAUAUGCAAAUAUCACCUCGCCGAUGGCGGUCAAGUUCCGGAAGCAUGAGGCAAUCCAUGAGCAGGCUUUCAUUGCCUACUGGGAUAUCAGCGCACAAGGGGGGCACGGAUUGUGGUUGAACCACACGGACUGUCGAUUACAAAUACAAGACAAAUUCACAAUCGCUCGCUGCACUAAAAUGAGGGAAAAUAUCUGCUUUGCCGUCGUGGAGGCUAUUGACCGAGCUGAGGCUUCCAGUUCGCGUAAAGGGAUGGAUGACUUUGUCCUGGAGCCGAUCGUGUUUAUCGGCGCCGCGGUGUGUGUGUUCCUGCUGCUGAUGACACUCUUCACAUACAUCGUGUUCAAGCAGCUGCGCUACAACCGUGACGACGCCGCCAUGCUGAUGAACGAGUGCCUAGCGCUCCUUGUGGUCGUCGUAAUAUUUGUUGUCGGCAUAAACAGGGACACGAAUCCGCUCAUGUGCCGUGCGAUAGGCGUCCUGCUCCAUUACUUCCUGCUCUGCUGCCUGUUCUGGGUAGGCUGUGGUGGAUUGUGUCUGUGUAGACUGGUCCGCACUACUCUGCAGCCAGAAGAGUUUAACCCGGUGCUUCGGUAUUACAUGAUCAGCUGGGGUAUACCCCUCAUAAUUUGUGGCAUCACUGUGGCAGGGAACCCUGAUAAUUACAGCGUGCACAACUAUUGCUGGCUUAAGCCAAACCCCUUCCUCGGUGCCUUCGUUGGUCCUGCCUGCCUGAUCAUCCUGAUUGACAUAUUCAUGUUCAUCCGACUUCACUUCAUCGUGAAAAGCGCCUACUCUCUGCAGCAGCUGCAGCAGCAGGAAGAAGGGGUCGAGAAUGUCGAGCCCGACGCCGCCACCGCAGAGGAUAGAGAGAAUCUCACCGAAGCCGUCGUCUCGAAUAGUGAACUGCUAGAACAUGUCCAUCUACUGCCCGAUAAAAAUGAGAUACAGGCCUAUCAGAAGGGCAGUUUAAUAGUGCUGCUUCUAAUCGUCAUUAACUUUACGCUUGGGUUCCUUAUCGUGCGGUUUAGGGAACCGGAUUACUUGAAUCUAGGCUUGAGUUGCGUGUUUGCCAUCACGAUUAUUUUCCUAGGAUUGAUCAUCUUCUUGUUUCAUUGUUAUAAGAAUCCCAAAGCUAGGAUGUUCUGGGCUCAGUGUUGUCAGAAAAAUGCGUGUUGGAGAAAGAAUAAGAAGUACACUGUUGAGCAGGAGGGAAAUGAAGACGAAGCAGUAGAUAAGUCGGACACUGCAAAGCUUAUGAACGGUACUGCUGGGAAACCGCACAAUGGCGACGUUGUGGUACCAAAGAUUCAUGGCGCGCCUAGUCUCACACAAGGCUCUGACAUCCACUCGAACGUAUCUUUACCCUCAUCUGCGGCAUUAACUAUCGACAGACCUGGCUUUUUGGUGGUAAAAUCCGAAGAGCAAACAGCGGACAGCCAUUGUAAAGAGAAUGCGACUGCUGACUGCCAUUCUUUGACUGCAGGCUCUGAUAAGCACUCUGUGACCGCUGGCUCCAUCACUGCAGCUUCAGUCGUCUCUGACAAGCAGUCAUGCGCCUCUGCGCCCUUACCCCUGAGUCACGCCUAUCCUAGGUUACGUGAGCACCCACCUGGCUUCCGGUACAGCUACCAUGUCCCAGAUCCCAUAGAGUUCAAGAGCGUCAAACCACCUAAGCGAAGGGGCCGACAACGUAAAGCACCUAUAGCGAUGCCUGAACGCAACGGAAUCACCAGCUCGCUUGAAUCAAGUCUACGAAAUAAAGCCUUGGAAAAUAAUAAGAGGGACAGGACGCCACCCAAAGUACAAAACAUUGAGCAUCAUAUUUACGCAGAAAUCCCUGAAAGCACUCAUUCGGAAUUCGCGCCGUCGGAAGUAGCAACUUCAGAGUUCGCGCCAUCAGAAUUAGCACCUUCUGAAUUGGCCCCAUCCGAGCUUGCACCGUCGGAGCUGUCAUCCACGCGUGAUAAUAGAUUUCUAGAGCCUCCUCUUGUGCCUUCCUGCGCUUCAUCUGAUGUGUCGGUGCCUGAUUUCAGCAACGAAACCAUUAAAAAUAGGUCGCCCUUGCAUGGUGCAUCGAAUGAAAAUGCCGUUAAACAACUGCCGCCUCACAUGCGGGGAAAAGUACCAAUUGAACGCUUUCCAUUAGCGAUGUUCGGGCCUGGUGGAGGUAACCCGGGUUACCCGUUUCGUCCAAGAUAUAUGAAUAUGAACAUGCCGUAUAGCCGGGUAUCUGAAGCUAAUACUCGGGGAGUUGAAUACCCGAGGUACACAAGUACUCCUUCUCAUCCGCGUAUACCAGGUCAACAGGGGGUUCAGCGGUACCCUGGGCCAUAUAACAAGGUUGUACGACCUAUCGACGGUAUAGUUAGUGAGCAAACUGUUGUCGAAACCCAGCAAAAAAUGGACUCUGAUGAGCCAUCUAACCCUCCGAAUGGUCACGUGAACGGGCUACAGCCUAGAACAGAACCAAAUACGGCACCAAAUGCGGGGUUUUCUAAUCGUCUUCCAGGGACAACUAAUGAACAGUUGCCGCGGCGUAGGCCACGUGACCGUUCGAGCUCCGAUCGACCUCGGAGUAGUAGACGUAACAGGGAAGGGGGGUCGCAGGGAAGGACUAAAGACCCCCCAGAGGGGGGCAUACGGGGAAAGCCGUCGUCACGAUUCGGUUCUAGGACUUCUCAGAGCUCCUGGCGAGACGAGAGACCAAAACCAGAACCAAAACCGUGGGUUCCUGAACCCGUAUCGCGUGUUAAUUAUGUCCCAAUACCUCACUUUAUUAGCGAGCUAACUCAAGGCCACGACCGUGUAGAGACUAGCGUAUGAACGAAAGUAGAAUUGGAGUUAGUUAUUACACAGGCUUUAUCGACAAAAUUAGCCGCAAUUAUCACCAUCUUCCAACGGCUUUUUCCCCGCUCCAAGUAUCAUCUAGCAUAACACAUUCUAUUGUAAUACAUUCAGCUAGACAUUCUUAUAAGGCACCGUAUGUGGAUGCUAUUUAACACGUUUUUAGUCAGGUAGUCUAGAUAGGCACGCUAUGUGGGUUUCGUCAGGUUCUGCGUGUUUCACAAUUGUUUUAGUUCUUCUUUGCUUUCUAUUCGAAAGGUCCACUCCGUUUUUAAGAGUAUGACCAAGGUCUGAUGGCUAGAAAAUCGCGCACAUAGCUUUUAUGGUUAUUAAAUAUAGCUGAAAUAUCUAUCAGCUUCUGUUGUCGAUGCCCUAUUACAGGAUCUAUUCCACAUUUACUCGAACUUCACUAGCAACAGGCGUAAGCGCGCAUCCUUUUUGCUUUUUUCGAAAACGAAACUCAAAAGGUUACCCUACCACUACCAUAACAAAACAAGAAUAUGAAGUAAAUCUUGUGUCUAUGCA